Messenger RNA from Leishmania mexicana MHOM/GT/2001/U1103, 1692 nucleotides. Its product is annotated as putative L-ribulokinase. Gene Ontology annotation, molecular function: ribulokinase activity; ATP binding. Lineage: Eukaryota; Euglenozoa; Kinetoplastea; Trypanosomatida; Trypanosomatidae. The transcript has a single exon. The record is from RefSeq and is a predicted model, not a curated record. Bases 1 to 1692 code for a protein of 563 amino acids.
AUGUUCCCUGAACAGAUGGCAGAGCCACUCGUUAUAGGUCUGGAUUACGGGUCCGAUUCCGCGCGAGCGGUACUGGUGCGCGUGCGGGAUGGGGCGGAGCUGCAGAGCGCCGUCUUUGACUACCCGCGCUGGACAAAGGGGGAGUACUGCAACUCCAAGUUGAUGCAGUACCGCCAGCAUCCGUGCGACUACAUGGAGGCGGCAGAGAAUGUCAUCACUGCGGUGUUGAAGGCAGCUGGCCCGGCGGCGCGAGACAACGUGGUUGGGCUCGCCUUCGAUACGACCGGUAGCACACCGUGCAUGGUCGACGAGACCUGCACGCCUCUUGCCCUUCGGCCUUCGUUUGCCAAUAACCCGAACGCUAUGUUUAUUCUCUGGAAGGACCACACCUCUGUAAAGGAGGCUGCUGCAAUCAAUGCGCUGGCGCACAAAAGCACCCCCGACUACACCUCCUUCUGCGGGGGCACCUACUCCUCCGAGUGGUUCUGGUCGAAGGCGCUGCACGUGAUCCGCAACGACGAGCAGGUGUCUCAGGCCGCGUACGGCAUUGUAGAGUGCAGCGAGUGGCUUCCUGCCCUCUUCACCGGUGUCACAUCGUAUCAAAAGCUCAUCCGCUCCCGGUGCGCGUGCGGGCACAAGGCAAUGUGGCACGAGAGCUGGGGCGGCUUCCCGCCACGCAGCUUCUUUGACCAGUUGCACCCGCGCUUGGGGCUCAUGCGGUCCCGCAUGAGCGACGUCACAGAGACCAUCGACAAGCCGGUGGGUACACUGAGUGAGGAGUGGGCGCGGCGUCUUGGAUUGAGUACGCGGGUUGUCGUCGCUGGCGGCGCCAUCGAUGCUCACCUCGGCGCCGUUGGUGCCGGCAUCAAGCCUUACUCGUUUGUGCGUGUCAUGGGAACGUCGACCUGUGACAUGAUGGUGAUCGACUCCAGCAUUCUCGGCCACCGCCGCGUAAAGGGAAUUUGUGGGCAGGUCGACGGCUCUAUCGUGCCACACAUGAUUGGCCUCGAGGCUGGUCAGUCCGCGUACGGCGACGUCUUCGCGUGGUUCUCAGAAUUGCUCCAGUACUCCUCUGCACGACUCAUUGCCAGCACGAAGUUGCUCGACGAGAACGCCAAAACAGAGCUGAGGCGUGAGAUAAAGAGGAGGAUGCUCAGCACCCUUACCGAAGAUGCCAGCCGAAUUCAGCCCGGCGAGAGCAGCGUGCAUGCCUUGGACUGGUUCAACGGACGGCGCACCCCCGAUGCCAACCAAAACCUCAAAUCGGUCAUUGGCGGCCUUACCCUGGGUAGCGACGCGGCAAGUGUGUAUCGUGCGCUGGUGGAGGCGACAGCGUACGGGUCGCGCGCCAUCGUAGAGCGCUUUCGACGAGAGGGUGUGCGCAUUGACAACGUCAUUGCAGUUGGCGGCAUCGCUAAGAAGUCGCCGCUGGCAAUUCAGAUCCUUUCGGACGUGCUGAACAUGCCUAUCACCGUGUGUAACAGCGAGCAAGUCUGUGCGUUGGGGUCUGCUAUUGCCGCCGCCACAGCUGCGGUGUGUUACGGGAGCAUCCCGGAGGCGCAGAAAAAGAUGGCAAGCGGCUCUUCUACCGCGUACAAGCCGUGCCCAGAGGCUGCCCGGGUGUACGAUGAGCUGUACCAGCGUUACAUUGAGCUUGCUGCGAACACUGAACGGAUGUAUUCACACAUGUAG